AGGCGGGCAACGUGAUGGUGCGCCCCGAGCUCCACACGGCCGCGGACGUGGAGAAGGUUGUCGCCGAGGCCGCCGCGCUGGCCAGCGAGGCCGACGGCGAGGCCGGCGCCCUGGUGGUGUACACGCUGAGGUCGCAGGAGUUGAGUGCCCAGAUGGCGAGCGAGUGCCGGCAGAGGGGCGUGCCCUGCGUGGACGUGGCCCAACCGCUCAUGGCGGCGCUGAGCGAGGGCAUCCGGCAGGCGGAGGCCGCGGGCAUCGAGGUGUUCGUGGCGUCCGACAGCUCAGGCCGGACGCCCACCGCCAUGGUGGUCUCGGCCUUGCAGCGGCUGCCAGGGGGCACCCCAGACGAGGUCACCGUCUGCCCUGAGACGCGGACCGUUGAAGAGGUGAAGCAGGUGGUCGAGGCCGCCAGCAAGUCUGGGCAGCGCUCGGUCGUCGCUUUCACCUUCGCCUCCAGCGGCCUGGCCCGGUUCAUGAGGCAGCAGUGCGAGGAUGCGGGCGUGAGGUUCGUGGACGUCUUCCAGCCGGUGCUCCUCGCCUUCGAGGUCUACCUGAAGUACCCCGCGAUCGGUGUCCCUGGCGGCUUUUCCGACACCAAGGCCCCCUCCAAGUGGAAGAAGGUGGCGGUGGAGCGCGCGGCGUGACGGAGGGGGGGCUUUCGGCGCCGAGGACUGCGAGGAGUGAGGUCCGAAGGAAGAGGUCCCUCGCCCAUCCUACAGGAGAAGCGGGGGAGAUAAUGUGCCGCUGCUUCCGUCGUGGUUGGACUCCUCAGGACGCCCUGGUAGACAAGCCUUGUCGUGCGGAAGGCUGACCGAUUGCAUUUCUGCGUUCAAGCCCGAAGCGAUCGCCCUCGCCUCCUCUCGCCUCCCGCCGCCCAGCUGGCCAACCCGUGGCGCCGCGCCGGGGGCCGCCUCUCCCGC
Prorocentrum cordatum is the source of this 920-nucleotide messenger RNA. The record is from the annotation of a GenBank genome assembly. Lineage: Eukaryota; Dinophyceae; Prorocentrales; Prorocentraceae.